GUUAUCGUCACAACUCCUAUGGAGAUGUUGAAGAUUCAGCUUCAAGAUGCUGGGAGAAUUGGUAAGAGAGAGAGGAGAAUCAGUAAUAGAUAGAGGAGAAUCAGUUAGAAAUAGAGGAUAAUCAGUAAGAGAUGGAGGAGAAUCAGUUAGAGAGAGAGGAGAAUCAGUUAGAGAUAGCGGAGAAUCAGUUAGAGAGAGAGGAGAAUCAGUUAGAGAUAGAGGAGAAUCAGUUAGAGAUAGAGGAGAAUCAGUUAGAGAUAGAGGAGAAUCAGUUAGAGAGAGAGGAGAAUCAGUUAGAGAUAGAGGAGAAUCAGUUAGAGAUAGAGGAGAAUCAGUUAGAGAUAGAGGAGAAUCAGUAAGAGAUAGAUAGAGGAGAAUCAGUUAGAGAUAGAGGAGAAUCAGUUAGAGAGAGAGGAGAAUCAGUUAGAGAGAGAGAGGAGAAUCAGUUAGAGAUAGAGGAGAAUCAGUAAGAGAUAGAUAGAGGAGAAUCAGUUAGAGAUAGAGGAGAAUCAGUUAGAGAGAGAGGAGAAUCAGUUAGAGAUAGAUAGAGGAGAAUCAGUUAGAGAUAGAUAGAGGAGAAUCAGUUAGAGAGAGGGGAGAAUCAGUUAGAGAGAGAGGAGAAUCAGUUAGAGAUAGAGGAGAAUCAGUAAGAGAUAGAGGAGAAUCAGUAAGAGAUAGAGGAGAAUCAGUUAGAGAUAGAGGAGAAUCAGUUAGAGAUAGAGGAGAAUCAGUUAGAGAUAGAGGAGAAUCAGUUAGAGAUAGAGGAGAAUCAGUUAGAAAUAGAGGAGAAUCAGUUAGAGAUAGAUAGAGGAGAAUCAGUUAGAGAUAGAGGAGAAUCAGUUAGAGAUAGAGGAGAAUCAGUUAGAGAUAGAUAGAGGAGAAUCAGUUAGAGAUAGAGGAGAAUCAGUUAGAAAUAGAGGAGAAUCAGUUAGAGAUAGAGGAGAAUCAGUUAGAGAGAGAGGAGAAUCAGUUAGAAAUAGAGGAGAAUCAGUUAGAGAUAGAGGAGAAUCAGUUAGAGAGAGAGGAGAAUCAGUUAGAGAUAGAUAGAGGAGAAUCAGUUAGAGAUAGAUAGAGGAGAAUCAGUUAGAGAUAGAUAGAGGAGAAUCAGUUAGAGAUAGAGGAGAAUCAGUUAGAGAUAGAGGAGAAUCAGUUAGAGAUAGAGGAGAAUCAGUUAGAGAUAGAGGAGAAUCAGUUAGAGAUAGAGGAGAAUCAGUUAGAGAUAGAGGAGAAUCAGUUAGAGAGAGCGGAGAAUCAGUUAGAGAGAGAGGAGAAUCAGUUAGAGAGAGAGGAGAAUCAGUUAGAGAGAGAGGAGAAUCAGUUAGAGAUAGAUAGAGGAGAAUCAGUUAGAGAUAGAUAGAGGAGAAUCAGUUAGAGAUAGAGGAGAAUCAGUUAGAGAUAGAGGAGAAUCAGUUAGAGAUAGAGGAGAAUCAGUUAGAGAUAGAUAGAGGAGAAUCAGUUAGAGAUAGAGGAGAAUCAGUUAGAGAGAGAGGAGAAUCAGUUAGAGAUAGAUAGAGGAGAAUCAGUUAGAGAUAGAGGAGAAUCAGUUAGAGAUAGAGGAGAAUCAGUUAGAGAUAGAGGAGAAUCAGUUAGAGAUAGAGGAGAAUCAGUUAGAGAGAGAGGAGAAUCAGUUAGAGAUAGAGGAGAAUCAGUUAGAGAUAGAUAGAGGAGAAUCAGUUAGAGAUAGAGGAGAAUCAGUUAGAGAUAGAUAGAGGAGAAUCAGUUAGAGAGAGAGGAGAAUCAGUUAGAGAGAGAGGAGAAUCAGUUAGAGAUAGAUAGAGGAGAAUCAGUUAGAGAUAGAUAGAGGAGAAUCAGUUAGAGAUAGAGGAGAAUCAGUUAGAGAUAGAGGAGAAUCAGUUAGAGAUAGCGGAGAAUCAGUUAGAGAGAGAGGAGAAUCAGUUAGAGAUAGAGGAGAAUCAGUUAGAGAUAGCGGAGAAUCAGUUAGAGAGAGAGGAGAAUCAGUAAGAGAUAGAGGAGAAUCAGUUAGAAAUAGAGGAUAAUCAGUAAGAGAUAGAGGAGGAUCGCUAGGAGGUUUAGAGAGAAAUCGAGGAGGAUCGGUAAGAGAUUUAGGGCUCUAUUAAAUCCGUAUCGCGGAAGUUCUGUAUUACAGCGUGAUAUAAAUUUAAAGGCAAUGUUCUCGCGCUAGCGGAGACUGCAUUCAUGGUAAACACUGCAUAUGUCGGCUCAAGAGGAAAUGACCUUUCCAUUUCCAUCAGUGAUACAGGUUGAAUAGAGCCAUUAGGGAGAUGGAAAACAAUCGGUAAGAUAUUUAGAGAGACGGAGGAGGAUCGGUAAGAGAGAGAUGGAGCUGCAAAAUGGAAGGGUCACUAUGACCUAGUGUUGAAAUAUGGAGCAAUUCUGCCACCGUGUGGUCAAUAUUGGAACCACAUAAGCUGUUGACCUACUCUACUGUCUAUUUUAGUCCCCUUGUUGUACAUGCUCAUUGAGUUAUUAAUGUAUUCCAUGAGGUAACAGCCUGCAGUUAUAAUGCAUUAUGAUGCAGUUAUAAUGCGUUAUGAUGCAGUUAUAAUGCGUUAUGAUGCAGUUAUAAUGCGUUAUGAUGCAGUUAUAAUGCGUUAUGAUGCAGUUAUAAUGCGUUAUGAUGCAGUUAUAAUGCAUUAUGAUGCAGUUAUAAUGCGUUAUGAUGCAGUUAUAAUGCGUUAUGAUGCAGUUAUAAUGCAUUGUAAGACUUUACAUGAGCAAGUACAAACCCUUAUAAAGUCUUAUCUUGCCUAAAUACCUGCAAACUAGUUAGUUAGUUAGAUAGAUAGAUAUAUAGAUAGAUAGAUAGAGAGAGAGAGAGAGAGAGAGAGAGAGAGAGAGAGAGAGAGAGGUUAGUGCAUUCAUGUUAAUUACAAUCAUAGUAAGUACAAUUUUUCCUUAACAAAUCAACUAUCAGAAAAGUUCAGUGCUAGUACGAAAAUAAAAUAUAUUUAGAUGAGGUAGAGGAGAAUCGGUAAGAGAUUUAAGAGCUUUAAACCCCAUGUUGUCCCUGUCUGUCCUUCUCUCAGAGGCCCAGAGGAAGCUGAUGCCAGAGACAGUGGUACCAGGGGCCGUGCCGACCAAGUCCCCCACCGCCAUGCAGCUGACCAGGGAACUUCUUAAGGAGAAGGGCAUUGCUGGGCUGUACAAGGGCCUGGGGGCCACACUGCUCAGGUAAACAACGUAACAGUGUUCUGACCACCAGGUACCCUCUGCUCAUUGGCUCUUUCUCAAUUGUAUUUCCUGGAUUCCUACCGUCCUCUCCACUCGUCCUCCUUGUACGGAGGAAAAAGGUCAGAGACUGAGGGACCUUGGAUCUUCUCCUCCAAGGCGUUUUGAGAAGAAGUUGAGGAAAGAGGAUGCAAGGAAUCUAGGAAUCAAGGAAAUUCAAUUAAAGUCCAUCCAUAAAUACACUGACACACUGCUCUGGCCACAACUCUGAGGUAUGACAAUAUGAUAAAACUCUCCUCUGCUCAUCUCUCAUUUCUCCCAUCCUCCCCCCUCUCCUCUCCCUCCUAGCUUCAAUUCCUACUCCUUCCCUCUUCUCCCCAAUCCCCCCCCCCCCCUCUCCCCUCCCCCCCUUCCCUCCUCUCCAUCUCCUCUCCUCCUCUCCUCUUAUCCCUUCCUCAUCCCUCACUCUCCCAGACUCCUCACUCUAAGCAGGACUAGAACUCGCCUAUUCAGAUAGACUCAUCGACUUCCUCCCCAUCCAUAAAAUUCCCCCACCCCCCCCCUCCCCUCCCCACCUAUCCUCUCCCUCCUCUCCUCUCCCUCCUUCCCUCUCUCUCCUCUCAGGGAUGUUCCAUUCUCCAUCAUCUACUUCCCUCUGUUUGCCAACCUGAACACCCUGGGGAAGAGAGGAGCGGAGGGCCCCGCCCCGUUCUACGUGUCCUUCCUGGCAGGCUGUCUGGCUGGCAGCACGGCCGCUGUCGCUGUCAACCCUGUAGAUGGUGAGACAUGAUAUGAUAAUAUUAUAAUAUAGAUUAUAAUAAUACUGUAGUAAUAUGGGCUGGCAGCGCCUCCGCUGUCCCUGUAGUUGGUGAGACAAGGGAUUUUCUUUAUAAAAAAAUAAUAAUUCUAUCUUGUUAUAAGAUUAUACCGUUUUCGUGGAAAUUCUACACAGGGACACUCGAGGUCAAUCUUUAAAUGAAUCAUUGUUUAUUAUCAUCAUGCUGGAGAGGUCACAGUCAAACUUAGAUGCAUAAAGUACCGGUCUGAAGUGAGCUCUGCCGGGGCAGUCCCGUUAGAUCUCUCUUAUAUACUGCAGACAAGUUAUAUUUGCAUGAUUUACUUUAUUCAUCAUUCGUCAUUAAUUCACCAUUAACGUUUGCUUCGUUCAUGUGACCGACCAAUUCUGGUUCAUAACAUGUGACCGACCAAUACUGGUUCAUAACAUGUGACCGACCAAUACUGGUUCAUAACAUGUGACCGACCAAUACUGGUUCAUAACAUGUGACAGACCAAUACUGGUUCAUAACAUGUGACCGACCAAUACUGGUUCAUAACAUGUGACAGACCUAUACUGGUUCAUAACAUGUGACCGACCAAUACUGGUUCAUAACAUGUGACAGACCUAUACUGGUUCAUAACAUGUGACCGACCGAUACCUCACGAGGCUUCUUCUCUCCAAGCUGAGACCUUGAAACUGAGAUAUCUUCCAUUCUCAAAACAAGGGUCUUGGCGUACUGCCAAAUUGCAAAUACUGAUAGUGAGGAUUCGUUCAAUCAGUCACUUCCAUGAACACAGACAUUGGUUAUUAGAAAAGCACAAACAUAGAACACAGAAAUUGGUAAUUAGAAAAGCACAAACAUACCAUUUUCCAUCACACUAUGUUAUGUCUCUCUGAGUUAAAAUGGUCUGUAAUUAGUCUGGAUCUUACACCAAUCAUAUAUUCUUAGUUGCAUCAGUGUGUAUUGUAGUGUUAACAUGGUAUUGUUGUGUAUUUACAGUGAUAAAGACCAGAAUCCAGUCUAUGAACAGAGGGAGUACAGAGGAAACGUACAGCGGGGUGACUGACUGCAUCAGGUAAACCUACACAUGGGGAUUUCCAUCGUGGCGCAUUGAGGCUGUUCAGGAUUUCCCCUCGUUUUUUCAGGUUUUCGCUCUCAAAAGCACACUUUUUGUUUUAGAGAAAAACAUAAAAAAUUGGAUGUUCUAAGUAUAGUACAAUACAUAUUACCACAUCAGGAGAUUGUUGAGAGUAGUUACCCUUUGAUUCAAGUGCCAAUGCACCUAGCACUGUUGUUUGGUUAGUGGGGUUUCUUUAAACGUGAUGGAGUUUACAAAACAAAUGCCCACGAUGAUUGGUGGAAAACAUCAUGAUAUUAUUCUGACAGGUAGGCUACUUUGUAGCUAGUUAACAUUUAAUUGAGAAGGUUUUGGGGAAAGCCUAUCUCUCUACCAGAAGAUGGUUAUAAUUAGCAUCACUAUAUGUUUCUUGUUCUUUUUGGUGUUGCGGCAACAAUUUGAAUACAGAAUGAAUACACUGUAUACGCUAUAUGAUAACUCAGCUGCCAUAUUCAGUUAAAACACAUCAUUAUAGUAACGAGGUUAAAACUAUUCACUGACAUCUUGUUGCUAAUCUGUGUUGCCCAUGUCUCUUCUCACCUCUCACCCAUCAGUAAAAUCAUGAAGAACGAGGGUCCCUCAGCGUUCCUGAAGGGGGCGUACUGCCGUGCCCUGGUCAUCGCGCCCUUAUUUGGUAUCGCCCAGGUGGUCUACUUCUUCGGGGCGGGAGAAUACAUCCUCAGCUUCCUGCCUGGCAACUAAGCGACAAGAACGUCAACCGAUCGGAUCUCUGCCUUUUCCCUCUCUCGCGACUAGAUCACAACUACAUCACGCACAGCACAGCGAUAGGAUCCGAGAUCACCUCUCAUCAUGAAAUAAGGUUUUGAUCAAUUUGAUGGGAUUGUUCGAA
Coregonus sp. 'balchen' is the source of this 5896-nucleotide messenger RNA. NCBI's taxonomy places the organism in Eukaryota, Metazoa, Chordata, Actinopteri, Salmoniformes, Salmonidae. The record is from the annotation of a GenBank genome assembly.